AUGAAAGAUGACCAGAUUUUGAAGGAUAACGAGACACUUAUUGAUGAUCCAAAAGCAUCUCAAGAAGAUCUAGUUAUUACUCAAGUAAAGGCUAGAGUCCAAAGCGAGGGAUUGGAUGCUAUGGAAGUUGUAGGGACUAAAGAAAUGACACAACCAGCUGCUAGUGCAAAAUAUGGCUUUACAGGUCGGUUAGAAGCAAUGCUGCUUGAAGCUAAGGGAUUGUGGGCGGAGGCAGAAAAAGCUUACUCAAGCCUUCUGGAGGAUAAUCCACCAGAUCAUCAAGUAAUUCAAAAGAGGAUGGCAACUACAGCAAAGGCCCAAGGCAAUCUUUCAGGGGCCAUUGAAUGGCUAAAUAAAUAUCUGGAAAUAUUUAUGGCAGAUCAUGAUGCCUGGAGGGAACUUGCUGAAAUAUAUGUCUCUCUACAAAUGUACAAGCAAGCAGCUUUCUGCUAUGAAGAGCUAAUCUUAUCUCAACCAACAAAUCCACUGUAUCACCUAGCCUAUCCUGAUGUAAGUGGAAUUUAUUUUAGGGCUUUUUAUGAAUCUUUCCAAUUAGUGGCAAUCAUUGAAAAUUUUCCACCACCCUGUAAAGAAUUCAAGAAUUAUCUGAAGCAUAUGCAGAAGGAAAUAAAAUUGGAGUUCAACAACAAGAAGUGGAACCAUGAUGGCAAUGGUCCUAAACAAGGAUCCACUAGUAAGAUAAACAAAGGGAUCAACAAUGGGUUCAACAAGAGGUUCAAAGGCAAGUGUUUUGUGUAUGGCAAAGAUGGACAUCGCGCUAAGAAUUUUCACGUUCGCAAGGAGAGAGGGAGUUCAAGCAAAAAGUCAGCACAAGCCAACAUAGCCGAGAAUUUCUAUCUUUCCGAUGGAGUGGCAAGCAUCAAUCUUGCUGCAGUAGUCUCUAAAGAAAAUUUAGUGGGCAAUCCCAAGGAGUGGUGGGUGGAUACUGGAGCAGCCCGUCAUAUCUGUACAGAUAAGAAGAUGUUCACAACCUACAAAGUGGUGGAAAGUGGAGAAUAA
Messenger RNA from Camellia sinensis, 1020 nucleotides. The record is from RefSeq and is a predicted model, not a curated record. NCBI's taxonomy places the organism in Eukaryota, Viridiplantae, Streptophyta, Magnoliopsida, Ericales, Theaceae.